Papaver somniferum (opium poppy) is the source of this 1261-nucleotide messenger RNA. RefSeq names its product tyrosine-protein phosphatase DSP1-like. The coding region runs from base 296 to 952 and encodes 218 amino acids. The record is from RefSeq and is a predicted model, not a curated record. Lineage: Eukaryota; Viridiplantae; Streptophyta; Magnoliopsida; Ranunculales; Papaveraceae. Gene Ontology annotation, cellular component: cytoplasm. The transcript is spliced from 5 exons. Gene Ontology annotation, biological process: protein dephosphorylation. Gene Ontology annotation, molecular function: phosphatase activity.
UAUUAUGGCUAUGGGAGAGAGAUUGACGGUAUAUAUGCAAGUACUUGCCACAAAUCUCAUAUACAAAUCGCAUAACGCUCUAGUCACCAUCAAAGACUAGUCAUACGCAGUAGAUUCCCAAUAUUUUGCCACAAAUCUUUGUCAAAAAAGCUAAAAGGAGAUAUGUAAUGGUCAUAUUUUACAGUUACUUACACUUCUUUGAAGUCCAAAUGAACUUCUCUUCCCUUCAUCAGAUACUUGUUUGAUUGAUCAAAAUUCACAAGGCUGAAGUAUUUUUAGUUGUGGCGCCAAAGUGAUGAAAAUUGAGAAGCUGUUAAUGGGGAGAUUUAUUGAAGAAGUGAUUUUAGAAGAUGAAGAAGAGUUUGUAGGAGUAGUUGAUAAGAAAAUUGUGAGCAAAGAAGAGGUAGUAGUAGAGAGACAAAAUGAAGUGAGAAAAGAAGAAGAAGAAGAUAAAGAUAUGUUUGUUCCGCCUUUGAAUUUCUCUAUGGUGGAUAAUGGAGUAUUUAGGUCUGGUUUCCCUGGUGUAUCCAAUUUCACUUUCUUGGAAACCCUUGGAUUACGUUCUAUAAUAUAUUUAUGUCCGGAACCCUAUCCGGCUGCAAACAGUGAAUUUCUCAAGUCGAAUGGAAUUCGGCUUUUCCAAUUUCCGAUCGAAGGAAACAAGGAGUGUUGUGCGAACAUCCCAGAGGAUACAAUUCGUGAGGCACUUAAAAUUGUACUGGAUGUUAGGAAUCACCCACUUCUAAUUCAUUGCAAACGAGGGAAACACCGGACUGGUUGUCUUGUUGGUUGCUUAAGAAAAUCACAAAGAUGGUGUUUGUCAUCUGUGUUUGACGAAUACAGAAGGUUUGCUGCUGCUAAGGCUAGGAUUACAGAUCAGAGGUUUAUGGAGAAGUUUGAUGCUACUAAUUUGAAUCACUUGUCAUUUCCAUUAUCAUGUUCAAAGAGGUAGUCACUUCUCUUGGCCUUCUACAGACCAAAGGCUUAAGAAUCCUUUCAACUGCAAUGGAAAUCAGUGGGCAUCAACAUAUUACUAAUGCAUGUGGCCGCGCGAUUCAACGUUGAUGAGUUUUUGAGAAUUUGGAGUAGUUUAGAGGGAUCAAGGGUCAUAAUUUCAAGUUCUAUCAGAUUAUUCAGAUUUAGAUAAAAAGGUCUGGUCUGAAGCAGGCAAAGACUCAUAAUUUCAAGUUCCAUUUGCCUUCUGAUGCUACUAAUUGAAUAACUUGCAACUCAAAGCUACAAUCAACCCAAGUUUAAAUAC